GGGGAGCUCACCUGGGUGGCCCAGGUCACCCCGAGAGGGCGGGUGCCCGAGUCCAGCCCCGGAAGGGCCCGACAGGAGCUCACCCCAGGAGCGCGCUCCUCACCGCGACGGUGCCCAAGCUGACCCCUGCAAAGGGUCUCCCACCAACACCUGCCCAGGAUGCGGGAAGUUGGGGCCCCCAGGGACGGGGGCCAGUCCCCCAGGGGGAUGGGCACUCGGGGCCAGUCCUGGGUCAUGCUGCUCACCUACGCACUGGCAGCCCUGGAGUUCACCUGCCUCUUCAUGCAGUUCUCCAUUAUGCCGUACCUGUCCCGGAGGCUGGGCCUGGACUCUGUUGCCUUCGGCUACCAGCAGACCAUCUUUGGCGUGCUUCAGCUGCUGGGCGGGCCUGUGUUUGGCAGGUUCGCAGACCAGCACGGGGCGCGGGCAGCAUUCACGCUCUCCUUCCUGGCGGCCUGCGCACUCUACCUGCUCCUGGCGGCCGCCUGCAGCCCGGCCCUGCCUGGCGUGGCCUUGCUCUUCGCCUCGCGCCUGCCCAGCGCGUUCAUGCACAUGCUGCCAGCCGCCCAGAUGGUCAUCACGGACUUGUCUCCGCCUGCGGAGCGGCCCGCGGCCCUGGGCCGGCUGGGCCUGUGCUUCGGCGUCGGCGUCAUCUUCGGCUCCCUGCUCGGUGGGACCCUGAGCAGCGCGUGCGGCCCUCAGGAGGAAACGAUGACAGUCAGAGGGGCCAGCCCUCAGUGCCUUUGUCCCCAGGUGACAAGGGCUGCCUGGAGCUGGAGGUCGAGGCCCGCCCAUGCGGCCCAGAGAGGUCAAGCAGCCCGGGAGCCAAGCGUCCCCUGGAGAAUCGCUGCCCGCCCCAGGCCUCUGCCCCAACCCUCCUGGGACUCAGCAUCCUGGCUCCCACCACCGCCCACCCUCAGAGGACGCCAGGACCCAUAUGCUGUAUCCACAGCGCGAGGGUCCGGAAGGAUUCAGUGUCCUGUCAUCAUGGCACUUGUGGCCAACCUCCUGGGAGCCGCCCUCAGCUUCACCUGCAUCCCCGCCAGCACCAAAGGGGCCAGCGCCCAUGCCCAGGCUUCCCUACCAGGGAAACCCAAGGCCAGUGUGUUUGACCUGAAGGCCAUCACUCAGCUGCUGCUGCAGCCGGGCGUCCUGCCGGUGUUUCUGGUCAAGGUCAUCUGCAGCCUUCCCUCGGGGCUCUUCAUGGUCAUGUUCUCCAUCAUCUCGAUGGACUUCUUCCAGCUGGAGGCCUCCCAGGCCGGUUACCUCAUGUCCUUCUUCGGGAUCCUCCAGAUGGUCAUCCAGGGCCUGGUCAUCGGGCGGCUGAGCAGCCACUUCUCUGAGGACGCCCUGCUCCGGGCCAGCGUGCUGGUCUUCAGCGUGGUGGGACUGGCCAUGGCGCUGAUGGCCAACGUCUUCCACUUCUGCCUCCUGAUGCCCGGCCUGGUCUUCAGCCUGUGUGCCCUCAACGUGGUCACCGACAGCAUGCUGACCAAGGCCGUCUCGGCCUCGGACACAGGAACCAUGCUGGGCCUCUGUGCCUCUGUGCAGCCGCUGACCCGAACCCUCGGGCCCACGCUGGGCGGCCUCCUGUACCGCCACUUCGGUGUCCCCGUUUUUGGCCACGUGCAGUUUGUGGUCAACUUCGUUGUCUUUCUGGUCCUCUGGAGGCAGCCUACUCCCCCAAAGAUGGACAAAGCCCGGUGACCGUGACCCCCAAGCACAGAUUGGGAAUAAACUGCCUUGG
Messenger RNA from Hippopotamus amphibius kiboko, 1747 nucleotides. RefSeq names its product solute carrier family 22 member 18 (gene SLC67A1). The transcript has 13 exons. Gene Ontology annotation, molecular function: transmembrane transporter activity. Lineage: Eukaryota; Metazoa; Chordata; Mammalia; Artiodactyla; Hippopotamidae. Gene Ontology annotation, biological process: transmembrane transport. The record is from RefSeq and is a predicted model, not a curated record. Bases 160 to 1707 code for a protein of 515 amino acids.